Messenger RNA from Cyclopterus lumpus (lumpfish), 1375 nucleotides. RefSeq names its product serine dehydratase-like (gene sdsl). Bases 123 to 1091 code for a protein of 322 amino acids. NCBI's taxonomy places the organism in Eukaryota, Metazoa, Chordata, Actinopteri, Perciformes, Cyclopteridae. Gene Ontology annotation, biological process: L-serine catabolic process; L-threonine catabolic process. The record is from RefSeq and is a predicted model, not a curated record. The transcript has 9 exons. Gene Ontology annotation, molecular function: threonine deaminase activity; L-serine ammonia-lyase activity; pyridoxal phosphate binding.
CAGAUAUAGAGAAACUACUCCACUCCGCGCGAGACGCCGCACAAAGCGCGCAUUGUGGUUCACGUUGCGUCAACUGAACCGAGGCUCGCUUCAACCGAACCAAAAAGAAACCCGGUGCGACCAUGGCGAAGCAUUUCCACCUGAACACCCCGCUGCUGGAGAGCGCCAGCAUGUCCAAGCGCGUGGGAACCCCCGUGUACCUGAAGAUGGAGAAUGCACAGCCCUCCGGCUCCUUCAAGAUCCGGGGCAUCGGACUCCUCUGCCAGCAGCUCACCAGCCAAUCCAAAGGAGUUGUCUGCUCUUCAGGUGGUAAUGCAGGUAUGGCCGCAGCCUACGUAGCAAGAAAAAUGGGUGUCCCAGCCACCAUCGUAGUUCCCUCCUCAUCUUCUCAGCUGGUCGUUCAGAGACUCCAGGAUCAGGGGGCCACUGUCAAGAUUGCAGGCAAGGUUUGGGAUGACGCCAAUGCAGAGGCUCUCCGACUGCAGGAGACUGAAGGACUCACCUACGUUCCUCCAUUCGAUCACCCGCUGCUCUGGCAGGGCCACGCCAGUAUGAUCGCGGAGGUCGCGGCCUCCCUGGGUCCCGGCGCCAAGCCCGGAGCGGUGCUGGUGUCUGUGGGCGGAGGAGGGCUCCUCUGCGGCGUCGCUCAGGGCCUAAAGGACGCCGGCUGGACGGAUGUACCCAUCGUCGCCAUGGAGACGGCGGGGGCCGACAGUUUUAACGCCGCGGUCAAGGCGGGGAGUCUGGUCACACUGGAUGACAUCACCAGUGAGGCCAAAUGUCUCGGAGCAAAGACGGUUUGCAGGAGAGCUUUUGAAUACGGCCAAUGUGGAGAGCUCACCGUCAUUUCUGAACUCGUGACUGACCAGCAGGCCCUGAGCGCUGUGGAAACAUUCCUAGAUGAGGAGCGUGUGUUGGUGGAGAUGGCGUGCGGAGCGGCGCUGGCAGCCGUCUACAGCGGACUCAUACGCAGAUUACAGGAUGAAGGUCGGCUGCCGGCUCUCUUGGGCCCCCUGCUGGUGAUCGUGUGCGGUGGCAGCUGCAUCGACAUGGAGCAGCUAACACACCUCAAACACAAACUGCAGGCUUAAGUGUGUGUGUGUGUGUGUGUGUGUGUGUGUGUGUGUGCGUGUUGAGAUACAAAGAUGGAUGAUUGGAAAGAUCAAUUACAGAAAAAUAACUAUUAUCUAAUUUAGAAGCACAUUUUGUAUUUGCAAUGUUGGAAAUGUGUGCUUUUUCUGAUGUUGUGGUCAUAAAAUGCAAUAACAUUUCAAGAAAAAAAACUAAUUUCUUAAGUGAUACAUAAUUAAGUUAUUCCAUGUCGACAAUGUGUUUUUAACUGCGCUUAGCUCAAUAAACUGUCAGAAUUCAAUGA